This is a messenger RNA of Aspergillus japonicus CBS 114.51, 752 nucleotides long. RefSeq names its product putative cell surface protein. Bases 105 to 752 code for a protein of 215 amino acids. The transcript is spliced from 2 exons. Lineage: Eukaryota; Fungi; Ascomycota; Eurotiomycetes; Eurotiales; Aspergillaceae. The record is from RefSeq and is a predicted model, not a curated record.
CUCUGUGUGUCGUUCUUUAUCACCUAUACCCCCUUCUCUCCUUCGUGUCCUCACCACAGUCCCUCACUUCCCGCCACCACCCAACAGAAACAACAGCAACAACCAUGAACCUCCUCACGACCACCAUCUCCCUCCUCCUAGGCCUCACCCUCGUCGCCGCCAAAACAGACAUUGGUCCCCCCUGCACCUCCUCCACCACCUACGUGGGCGGCAUCUUCACGCGGAUCUUCUACAUCCCCGACACCGGCGAGCUCUGCGAACUCAUCGACUGCGGCGGCGGGCGCGCGCCUCCCAAGACCACCGUCCCGGGCUGUCCACUCUACUCGGGCACAGAGCCCGUGCCCACGCAUUAUCUCCCCGGCUGGGGUCCAGGCGGCCGUCUGAUCGAGACCACGACGACGACGAGUACGUCUGGUGGUGGUGCUGCUGAGGCUACAGACGGCACCAGUGCAAUCACAGCUACUGCGGGUGGUGGUGGUGGAAGCGUGUACGCUUCUGCGUCUACGUCUACUGAUGCUGCUGCUGCUGCUGCUGCUUCUUCGUCGUCGUCGGUUACUACUACCGGUAUUGCUGCUGCUGCGGCAGCGGCUCAGAUUACCGGUUCCACGGCCAGCGACUCCGCACGCGACGCGGCUUCAGCCGUGCUGGCUUCGAGUUCCGGCGCCACGGGUUCGGCGGCUGCUGCCGUGAAUGCUACCACUACUGGGGUGGUGAGGGGGAAUGAGGCGGCGGCUGGGUUCCGUGGGGCGUGA